GCCACGUGACGCACCCAAGAUGGCCGCUAACAGGGGAGGCGGCUGCCCAGCCGAGCGGGGUCCGAGGCCGGAGCCGGGAGAAGAGUUUGAGAUUGUGGACCGGAGCCAGCUGCCAAGCCCGGGGCACCUGCAGAGCGUGACGAGGCGGCGGGCGGCGGCGGAGGGUUGGUCUGCGCCCAUCUUGACCCUGGCGCGCAGGGCCACAGGCAACCUCUCUGCGAGUUUCGGGAGCGCGCUGCGCGCGACCGAGGGGCUGGGCGGCACUGACGGCUUGGACAGCACGGAAGGCGUGGCGCGCGCAGCUUCCAAGGGCCAGAUGACGGAGGAGCGUGCCAACCUGAUGCACAUGAUGAAACUCAGCAUCAAGAUCUUGCUACAGUCGGCCCUGAGCCUGGGUCGCAGCCUGGAUGCUGACCAUGCCCCCUUGCAGCAGUUCUUCGUGGUGAUGGAGCACUGCCUCAAACAUGGCCUGAAAGUUAAGAAGAGUUUUAUUGGCCAAAAUAAAUCUUUCUUUGGUCCUUUGGAGCUGGUGGAGAAACUUUGUCCAGAAGCAUCAGAUAUAGCCACUAGUGUCAGAAAUCUGCCAGAAUUAAAGACAGCUGUGGGAAGAGGCAGAGCUUGGCUUUAUCUUGCACUUAUGCAAAAGAAACUGGCAGAUUAUCUGAAAGUGCUAAUAGACAAUAAACAUCUCUUCAGUGAGUUUUAUGAGCCAGAGGCGUUAAUGAUGGAGGAAGAGGGGAUGGUGAUCGUCGGUCUGCUGGUGGGACUCAAUGUUCUUGAUGCCAAUCUGUGCUUAAAAGGAGAAGACUUGGAUUCUCAGGUCGGAGUGAUCGAUUUUUCCCUCUACCUUAAGGAUAUGCAGGAUCUUGAUGGUGGCAAGGAGCAUGAAAGAAUUACUGAUGUCCUUGAUCAAAAAAAUUAUGUGGAGGAACUGAACCGGCACUUAAGCUGCACAGUUGGGAAUCUUCAAACCAAGAUAGAUGGCUUGGAAAAGACUAAUUCAAAGCUUCAAGAAGAGCUUUCAGCAGCAACAGACCGGAUUUUUUCACUUCAAGAAGAACAGCUACAAUUAAGAGAACAAAAUGAAUUAAUUCGUGAAAGAAGUGAGAAGAGUGUAGAGAUAACAAAACAGGACACAAAAGUUGAGCUGGAGACUUACAAACAAACACGGCAGGGUCUGGAUGAAAUGUAUAGUGACGUGUGGAAGCAGCUGAAGGAAGAGAAAAAAGUCCAUUUGGAACUGCAAAAAGAACUGCAGUUACAAAUUGGAAUGAAAACGGAAAUGGAAAUUGCAAUGAAGUUACUAGAAAAGGACACCCACGAGAAGCAGGACACUCUUGUUGCCCUCCGCCAGCAGCUGGAAGAAGUCAAAGCGAUCAAUUUGCAAAUGUUCCACAAAGUUCAGGAUACAGAGAGCAGUUUACAGCAAAAGAAUGAAGUCAUCACAUCUUUUAAAGAAAAAAUCAAUCAAGUUAUGUCCGACAUGAAACAGAUGGAAGAAAGGUUACAACAUUCAGAAAGGGUGCGGCAGGGUGCUGAGGAGCGGAGCCACCAGCUGCAGCAGGAGCUGGGCUGCAGGACCAAUAUGCUGCAGGAGCAGCUCUCCCAGCUGCACAGCCAGUGCUCAAGUCUAGAGAAAGAGUGGAAAUCAGAAAAAGAACAAAGGCAAGCUCUUCAACAAGAAUUACAGUGUGAGAAAGACACCUCCUCUCUCCUCCGAGCAGAGCUACAACAAGUGGAAGGAUUAAAAAAGAAGCUGCGAGAGCUCCAGGAUGAGAAGGCAGAGUUACAGAAGGUUUGUGACGAGCAAGAGCAAGCCCUCCAGGAAAUGGGACUGCAUCUCAGCCAGUCAAAGCUGAAGAUGGAAGAUAUCAAAGAAGUAAAUAAGGCACUGAAGGGCCACACUUGGCUGAAAGAUGAUGAAGCUACUCACUGUAAGCAGUGUGAGAAGGAGUUCUCCAUUUCCCGGAGAAAGCACCACUGUCGAAACUGUGGCCACAUCUUUUGCAACACGUGCUCCAGUAAUGAGCUGGCCCUGCCCUCCUACCCCAAGCCUGUGCGCGUGUGUGACAGCUGCCACACCCUGCUCCUGCAGCGCUGCUCCUCCUCUACUGGUUCCUAAAGGCCUCAGAACAGUGCCAACCUGCAGGGAUUCAAGGGGCUCAGGAAGCUUGUUUCCCAAGAGUAUCUAAGGGGAAAAAAAACAAACAGGCUCCUGAGUCAGGCUGCUGGCACUGGUGGCCAUGUGCCUUUCAUUUCACUUGUAUGGGAACUUCCUUCUCACUUGGCUGCACCACUGGUUUAGGAUUGAAGUAACUUCAUGGUUUUGCUACUGUCACUUUUCACUUUUCAAAGAGUUAACCUAUUUUGCAACAGUUGUACUAAUGUACUGAGGAAUCAGUUCCUAUCUCCCACUGCCCUUUUAUACCUGCGCUGCUUAAGUCAAGAAAUGGGCCGUUUCACACCCUUGCAUCCAUCAUUGGCUCUGCAAUGAAAUAAUUUUUUACUCUAGUGUAGAAAAUGAAGGAGCUUGUGUUAGCUUCUGAAGGACAGAGCAAGCCCAUUUCACGACUAAAGGCCCUUUGGGGGCUGUUUUUGGGGUAAAGCCUGCCGGGUUCUGGGAUACAGGCUGUGCUCUGCUCAGGUGAUCCAUUAAGUCCAUCAAUUGGCAAAAGAAGUGACCUUAAGCCUGUCGCCAAAGCUCAUUACAGAUGGACACACCUAUGGGGUUUGAAUUUCAGAAGCAGUGCUAGGACAGAUGUUAGCUGUGGGCUAUGAAAACCAGCUGAGCCUUCCUCUGAGCACAUGCUCACCUCCCACCCCCAGACAGUAGUCAGUGGCCUCAAAUGUUCAAAAAACAGUAACUGUCAGGGAUAGUCAGUCCAUUCAUGUACUAGGCUUCAGUGCACUGACCCUGACUCACCUUACUGCCCUCUUGGUAGAUUCACCUUACUUAUUGCCCAUCUGCACCUCUCACCAGUCCUCCCUCUGGAAUGCUCCCAGCUAGCCAGCCCCUGCUGGAGGUCCUGGCUCUCUGCAGAAGGCUCAUCCAUAGCCUGGUGCAAGG
Molecule: messenger RNA, 3067 nt
Organism: Molossus molossus (Pallas's mastiff bat)
Lineage: Eukaryota; Metazoa; Chordata; Mammalia; Chiroptera; Molossidae
Gene: RUFY1
Product: RUN and FYVE domain containing 1
Exons: 18
Coding region: 20-2122 (700 amino acids)
Biological process (GO): regulation of endocytosis; protein transport
Cellular component (GO): cytoplasm
Molecular function (GO): metal ion binding
Source: RefSeq, a predicted model, not a curated record